Messenger RNA from Penicillium verhagenii, 408 nucleotides. RefSeq names its product aegerolysin family protein. Gene Ontology annotation, biological process: symbiont-mediated hemolysis of host erythrocyte. The record is from RefSeq and is a predicted model, not a curated record. The transcript has 2 exons. Bases 1 to 408 code for a protein of 135 amino acids. Lineage: Eukaryota; Fungi; Ascomycota; Eurotiomycetes; Eurotiales; Aspergillaceae.
AUGGACACCCGGUACAACACUCAAUGGGUCGAGUUCCACAUUCGGGACCGCCUGGAAAGCGGCGAAGUCACAGUGCACCACACUGUCAUUGAAGACGGCGAGUUCUUUAGUCCCGGGAACCGCCGUCAGUCCCUCACUGAAGAGGAGAUCGACGAGAUCGUGAUCCAGUCCGAUGGUAUCGGCGAGAUUAGUGCCGGAGGUCGUCGUGGUAGUGAAGGUCGUCUGGAUCUUUUUCAUGACGAUGCUAAGAUUUGUGAGCUUCAUUGGGAGAAUCGUGGAGGAGAUCAUGUCAACUUGGUUGAGGUGUUGGACAGUUGUGACAAAUAUAGAGUCGAGUGUGGGGGAUGGAGUCCCGAGGCGGGGCCCUUGGGACAUGUAUUCGUGGAUAUUACGACCAAGAAGAAGUAG